AUGCGGAAGGCGUAUGAUCGUGUGGAAUGGAGUUAUUUAGAGGCCAUCAUGCUAAAGCUGGGGUUUAGUCCUGUUUGGGUUGCCCUAGUGAUGAGGUUGGUGUCCACCGUAUCUUUCUCGGUUCUUUUCAAUGGAGUACCGCAGGAAGAGUUCUGUCCCUCUCGAGGGAUUCGUCAGGGAGAUCCUUUGUCCCCUUAUUUGUUUUUGUUGGCAGCAGAGGGCCUCUCGGGCCUCCUCAAGUUUAACCAGUCACCAGCGCUUCAGGGAGUUAAAGUGGCGGCGUCCGCCCCGGCGGUAAACCACCUGCUCUUUGCUGAUGACAGCCUGCUGUUCUUCCAUGCAAAUAAUGAGGGUGCUCUGGAGAUGAAAGAGUUACUAAAUAAGUAUUGCAAUGCGUCAGGGCAACGCAUCAAUGUGGACAAAUCAUCUGUCUACUUUAGCAAAGGGUGUCCAGGGGGAGUUAGAGAAGGGAUCAAGGGGAUCUUGGAAGUUGACCGGGAGACUCUUAAUGAAAAGUAUUUGGGCAUGCCUGCCGAUGUGGGGAGUUCGAAGAAUGGAGCAUUCAAAUAUUUGAGAGACAGAGUACCAGACUCUCUGUGUGCAAAGAUCUUGAAGGCUGUUUACUACCCGGAUGGGGAUGUUCUGUCAGCAGUUCUGGGCUCUCAUCCGUCUCAAGUCUGGCGUUCGAUCAUAGAGGGACGCGAUGCUCUGAAGAUCGGGCUAAUUAGGCGCAUCGGAGACGGACGCUCUACUGAUGCAUGGGUGCAGAAUUGGCUGCCUAGAGAUGAACGGCUGAGACCUGUAGCGCCAAGGAAAGCUGAUGCACCGCAGAUGAUUGGUGAUUAUAUCCAUCAUCAUAUUGCAGCUUGGAACACGGAGAAGCUAGAAGAGUAUUUCCUUCCGAUGGAUGUGGAGAUAAUUCGAAAUAUUCCGCUGUGUACUCGGUUCCAAGAUGACUUCUGGUCUUGGCAUUUCGAGAAUAACGGACAGUUUUCAGUGCGCUCUUGCUAUCGGGCGCUUGCAGCGACGAAGCGGGUACGUGAAGACUGGCUGGAUGGUAAUUCGGCAGCAUCGGAUACAACCAAGGAAGAAAAGGCGUGGAGCAAACUAUGGAAGAUUUAUGUGCCGUCCAAAAUACGUCUGUUCCUUUGGAGGUUGGCAAAACACUCGAUACCAACAGAGGACAUUCGACAUCAUCGUCAGAUGGCUCCGACGCCGGCAUGCUCUAUAUGCGGGUUGGAGGACUCAUGGCGACAUUCAUUAAUUGAGUGCAAUCCUGCACGCUGUGUGUGGGCGUUAACAGCCGAGGAUAUCACUGAGCAUAUUGCUUUGUCGACAGAGCCCACGGCAAAGCAAUGGCUGUUCCAUAUGAUAGAGUCUAUGGGAAAGGACGACCUCACUCGUAUGCUUGUAACUUUAUGGGCGAUUUGGCAUGCGAAGAGGAAGGCAGUGCAUGAGGACAUAUACCAGAGUCCAAUGGCGACGAUGGGUUUUGUCAACAACUUCUGUCGGACACGGCUCGUUGUGAGAGAGCAAGCCCAGUGCAGCAGCCGUAAGCCUGUACUGUUCCGAGGCAGGCGGCUUGGAUCGCUCCACCUGAAGGCAGGAGCAAGAUCAAUGUAG
Messenger RNA from Lolium perenne, 1623 nucleotides. RefSeq lists its product as uncharacterized. The record is from RefSeq and is a predicted model, not a curated record. Gene Ontology annotation, molecular function: RNA-DNA hybrid ribonuclease activity; nucleic acid binding. Lineage: Eukaryota; Viridiplantae; Streptophyta; Magnoliopsida; Poales; Poaceae.